Molossus molossus (Pallas's mastiff bat) is the source of this 2476-nucleotide messenger RNA. RefSeq names its product fatty acid amide hydrolase (gene FAAH). NCBI's taxonomy places the organism in Eukaryota, Metazoa, Chordata, Mammalia, Chiroptera, Molossidae. The record is from RefSeq and is a predicted model, not a curated record. The transcript has 15 exons. Gene Ontology annotation, molecular function: amidase activity; fatty acid amide hydrolase activity. Gene Ontology annotation, biological process: fatty acid catabolic process. The coding region runs from base 86 to 1825 and encodes 579 amino acids.
CGGCGGAUCCAGGCCGCGUUUUGCGGCGGAAUCCCCGAGAGCUGCUGCUUCUAUCGCUCACGGUAGCUCUGGGCGGCGGGAGAUCAUGGUGCUGGACGAACUGUGGGCCGCGCUCUCUGGCGCCUCCGGGGCUGCCCUGGCCUGCUGCUUCGUAGCGGCGGCCAUGGCCCUGCGCUGGUCCAGUCGCCGGACGGCGCGAGGUGCAGUGGCCCGGGCGCAACAGAGACGGAAAGCGGCCCUGGAAAGCAUGGACAAGGCGGCACAGCGCUUCCAGCUCCAGAACCCCGACCUGGACUCAAAGGCGCUGCUGGCCCUGACCCUGCCUCAGCUGGUGCAGAAGUUACGCAAUGGGGAACUGUCCCCGCAGGCUGUGCUGUUCACCUACGUGAGAAAGGCCUGGGAAGUGAAUAAAGGGACCAACUGUGUGACUACCUACCUGGCAGACUGUGAGACUCAGCUGUCCCAGGCCCCAAGGCAGGGCCUGCUCUACGGUGUCCCUGUGAGCCUCAAGGAAUGCUUCAGCUACAAGGGCCUGGACUCCACCCUGGGCUUGAGCGUGAACCAGGGGGUACCAGCAGAGUGUGACAGUGUGGUGGUGCAGGUGCUGAAGCUGCAGGGUGCUGUGCCCUUUGUGCACACCAACGUCCCCCAGUCCAUGUUCAGCUAUGACUGUAGUAACCCCCUCUUUGGCCAGACCACAAACCCAUGGAAAUCCUCCAAGACCCCAGGUGGCUCCUCAGGAGGCGAAGGUGCCCUCAUUGGAGCUGGAGGCUCCCUCCUGGGCUUAGGAACUGACAUCGGGGGCAGCAUCCGCUUCCCCUCCUCCUUCUGUGGCAUCUGUGGCCUCAAGCCCACAGGGAACCGCCUCAGCAAGAUUGGUCUGAAGGGCUGUAUCUAUGGACAGGUGGCAGUACAGCUCUCAGUUGGCCCCAUGGCCCAGGAUGUGGAAAGCCUGGCGCUGUGCAUGCGAGCACUACUGUGUGAGGACAUGUUCCGCUUGGAUCCUACUGUGCCCCCCCUGCCCUUCAAGGAGGAGGUCUAUAAAAGCUCUCAGCUCCUGCGUGUGGGGUAUUAUGAGACAGACAACUAUACUAUGCCCACCCCAGCCAUGAAGCGAGCCUUGCUGGAGACCAAGCAGAGACUUGAGGCUGCUGGCCACACGCUGGUUCCUUUCCUGCCAAGCAACAUACCCUAUGCUUUGGAGACCCUGUCGACGGGUGGGCUGUUCAGUGAUGGUGGCAGCAGCUUCUUACAGAACUUCAAAGGUGAUUUCGUGGACCCCUGCUUGGGGGACCUGAUAUUGAUUCUGAAGCUGCCUAGAUGGCUUAAAGGACUGCUGGCUUUCCUGCUGAAGCCUCUGCUCCCAAGGCUGGCCGCCUUUCUCAGCAGCAUGAAGUCUCGGUCCACUGGAAAGCUCUGGGUGCUGCAGCAUGAGAUUGAGGUGUACCGUAACUCUGUGAUUGCCCAGUGGAGAGCACUGGACUUGGAUGUGCUGCUCACCCCCAUGCUGGGCCCUGCUAUGGACUUGAAUGCCCCAGGCAAGGCCUCAGGGGCCGUCAGCUACACUCUGCUCUACAACUGCCUGGACUUCCCAGCGGGGGUGGUGCCUGUCACCACGGUGACCCUUGAGGAUGAGGCCCAGAUGGAACAUUGCACGGGCUACUUUGGAGAUAUGUGGGACAAGGUGCUGUACAAGGCCAUGAGGAAGAGCAUGGGGCUGCCUGUGGCCGUGCAGUGCGUGGCUCUGCCCUGGCAGGAAGAGUUGUGUCUGCGGUUCAUGCGGGAGGUGGAGCGACUGAUGACCCCUGAAAAGCGGCCAUUCUGACUGCUGCCUGCCCAGCCACCCAGCUGGUUCCAGAGGACCUGCUCGAUCUGUGCCCAGCCUGGUCAGGGCACCGCUGCCACCCUGCAAGGACAUGUUUGCCUGGGGGCAGAGGCCUCCUCCCCUUGCCCCCUCCAAGAAGCCAAGAUCCCCUGAGUCUGGACCUUGCUCCUCCGUCUGGUCCCCAGUCUCGGCCCUGACCCCCUCCCCAUGUGGUAUGACAUGGGCAAAGCCCCACUAAGAGUCAAAAAAUGGUUUCAUUCUGUGUACUUUCUGGCCGUCAUUGUUAGAGCACUGGGGUUUGGAGACUUGACCUUCUAGAGCCUAAUUCUAGCCAUGUCAAUUUCCUGCUCCCAAACCUCCCCUGGUUCCCAUCAUAUACAGGAUGGACACAGGCUUCUCAGUGGGUGUUGCAGACCCAGCACUUCACCCUUCCCCCCACCCCCCCACUUUAGACUAAGUCCUACUUUGCUAGAUAUUGCCCUUUUUCUUCUUCCUUCCUUUGCUUCUUCCUUCUGCUGAGGAUGCUCUUUCUGCUCCUCUACCUUUAGAUCCUUUGAAGCCCAGCUCACAUCUCUCUUUCUUCAGAAGGCUUUCCCUCCUUCCUCUAAGCCUUGGAGUAGGUGGCCAGUUUCCUUCAGUCUGCCCCAUGUG